CAUACGUCGGUGUGCUGCUCAGAUGAAGAAAAGACAACAAUGUGGAAAGUGCUGGUGUGUGCGCUCCUGCUGCUAAACACGGCAGGCGCUGUGGAUCAGGUCGUCCCUGCAAGCCACGCCGGUCCUUCAUACGUGGGCAAACUUCUGGUGCUGCCAAUGGACGGGAGUCACUGGAUUGGCAUCAAGGCCAUUGCUCAGGAAAUGGGUCGGCGCGGACACCAGGUCACUGUUGUGAUACCAGAGAUCAGCAUGCGGAUGGGCCCGGGGGAGCACUAUGACACGCUGACCUUUCCUGUGCCGUACGACCAGGCGUAUAUUGACACUCUGCUGUCCGCGGGCAAAGACAUGCUGCUCAAAUCGACACAGCCUUUCAUGGAGAGAAUCCAGAAGAAAGUCUCACAAAUCUCACGAAUUGCAGAAAUGCUCCACGUCACUGCAGAGAGCCUUCUGUUCAACGCCAGCCUCAUCUCACAUCUGGAGCAGCAGGGCUUUGACGCCGUGCUGACGGACCCCAUGGUGCCCAUAGGCUCCCUCAUAGGUCGGAAAUUAGGUAUCCCCGCUGUUAAUCUGCUGAGAGGAAUUCCGUGUUUCUUGGAUAUGCACUCUGCAGGGUGCCCGUCCCCGCCCUCGUACGUGCCCCGCUUGUUCACCGGAUUCACGGAUAAAAUGGACUUCAAACAAAGAGUGAUCAACACUGUGGUGACUACGCUGGAGCCGCUCCUGUGCCGCGUUCUGUACUGGCGCUUUGAUCAAAUAGCCUCCCAGUUCCUGAGAGAAGACGUGACUGUGGCUGAGGUGUUGUCGGAAUCUGCAAUCUGGCUGCACAGGAUUGACUUCACACUGGAGUUCCCGCGCCCGCUCAUGCCUAACAUGGUGCUAGUUGGAGGCAUUAACUGCAACGUGAGGAAUCCUCUGCCAGAGGAUCUGGAGCCCUGGGUGUCAGGAGAGCAUGGGUUUGUGGUGUUCACGCUGGGCACUGCCGUGUCCGAAAUGCCAGAAGAGACGACCACAGUCUUCCUGGAAGCAUUCAGACAGAUUCCGCAGAAGGUGAUAUGGAGAUACAGCGGCUUUGUUCCUCGAAAUAUUCCAGGAAAUGUAAAGAUGAUGAAGUGGGUGCCCCAGAACGACUUACUCGCUCAUCGUGGCAUUCGGGCAUUCAUCACUCAUGCUGGCUCACACGGUCUCUUUGAGGGACUUUGUCACGCCGUUCCCAUGGUGAUGGUACCACUCAUUGGAGACCAGCCUGACAACGCCGAAAAGUUGGCGAGCAGAGGAGCGGGGGUCGUGUUGGAUAUCACCGCUAUGACUACAGAAGAUCUGCUGCAGGCGUUGAACGAGGUCAUCAACAACACGAGGCACAAAGAGACCAUGAGGAGGCUAUCUGCGCUACACAAAGAUCGUCCUGUUGAUCCACUGGACCUUUCCGUGUACUGGACAGAAUUUGUGAUGCGGCACAAAGGGGCUGAACAUCUUCAAGCUGCUGUCAAAGACCUCAACUGGUUCCAGUACUUCUGUCUGGACGUAAUAGCGCUGCUGGCUACGGUCCUGCUGGUUUUUAUCAUCUUGACAGUUAAAUGCUUGAAGCUUUGCUGUCGGAAAGUGAGCAGAAAGAGGAAGCGAGACUAAAGUUCCACGUGGGGACUAUUACAAGAUCUAAUAAGUGGAGCCGUGUGGUGAUCAAAAGGAUUUAAUGACAUACAGAAUCAGCGUAGAAGGAACGGAGGGAUGAAGUGUUACGGUGUUCAUUAGUGGUGGCCGCCCUUCUUGGGUGGGAACAGGGCGUACUCCACAGCCAGCGCAACGGUAAAGGCGGCAAAGCCCCACUUGAAUCCUCUCAGCAGCACGUCCGACAGAGUCACGGCACGCGCAAAACCCCCCGAGUACCUCCAUGCCUCAUUGCUUUGAAAUGAACGGAGAGAGUGAAAGAAACGAGGAUGAUUAAGGAAGUAAUGACAGCGCAAACAGAAAGAUUUCAUGUUUAAACGCUCACCGUGCCCACGGGUCCUUAAGGCCCCGGGCUGCCAACCUCUGCUGCGUAAACUCCAGUGGCGUUCCCUCUGUCUUCCACUGCCGCCAGUCCGGCAUGGACAUCUUGCUGUGGCCAUGGUCGCCUCCCAUACUAACAAGGGCACAUAAACAACAUGAAAAGCCUUCAAAAUUUGCAUUUUAAUGUACAACAACAAACGUAUAGCUGUGAGGAAAAAUGAUAAUGUUGUACAUUUGACUGUAAAAGUCCAAGUCAUGCUCUCAGGAAUUAAAUAAAUGCAUUUGAAGUAUGCGUUAGGGGCUGGAUUUCUAAAUAACUGCAAAAAUGUAUGAAACAAAUGCAAGAAAAAUAUGGACUGCCUCUAAGAAAAUAAAAAGGUACAUUUUUCUUUGUCUUGGUUUAACACUUGGGUGCAAUCUUUUACAUCAUACAAUAGCGCAAUAAGCACCGGUUUACGUAGCUGAUGUUAGCCUUAGAAUAAGUUGUAUGACUCCACAGUUAAUCUCGACAGCAAUGUGUGUUAUUGUUCUUAUUAUAUACGUCUUAGUCUUACCAGUAGCAUUCUCCGAGUCUGACAGCCAAUAUCCUCAAUUGCUUGGAAUUUUUUGCCUUAUUUUGUUAAGACGUUCACUUCAGGCUUUAAUAAUAUUCUGCAUGGUUUACGUAUUUUCCGUGCAGCUCGCAUUGUGUCAAGUACAAUGUUGUGUAACACAAUUAAAAACU
Messenger RNA from Dunckerocampus dactyliophorus (ringed pipefish), 2710 nucleotides. Its product is annotated as UDP-glucuronosyltransferase 1A1-like. Lineage: Eukaryota; Metazoa; Chordata; Actinopteri; Syngnathiformes; Syngnathidae. The coding region runs from base 40 to 1626 and encodes 528 amino acids. Gene Ontology annotation, molecular function: UDP-glycosyltransferase activity. The transcript is spliced from 9 exons. The record is from RefSeq and is a predicted model, not a curated record.